Vicia villosa (hairy vetch) is the source of this 793-nucleotide messenger RNA. Its product is annotated as RING-H2 finger protein ATL78-like. Gene Ontology annotation, biological process: protein ubiquitination. Bases 34 to 720 code for a protein of 228 amino acids. NCBI's taxonomy places the organism in Eukaryota, Viridiplantae, Streptophyta, Magnoliopsida, Fabales, Fabaceae. Gene Ontology annotation, molecular function: transferase activity. The record is from RefSeq and is a predicted model, not a curated record. The transcript has a single exon.
UUAACCAACUCAUCAAGUUCCCCAACAAACAACAUGUAUGCUUCUACUUCCUUUACUUCACAAUUGGUACAUGAGCUUCUUGUUGACUCUCACACAAGAAGGCUACUCUUCCAAAACCUUGUUGAUCAUCAAUCACUAACCAACUCUCCUGUUUUAACAAAUAACCAUAAUUCAACACACUCACAUUUCGGAGCUCGUGAAUUUGAUGCAAAUGUUGUGAUGAUAGUUGCAGUUCUAUUGUGUGCGCUUGUAUGUUCACUUGUAUUAAACUCUAUCAUAAGGUGUGCCUUGAGGUUUUCAAACGUAGCCAUCAACAACGCCUCUUCUUCGAGUUCGAGCAGUAACUCUUCACCUCAAUCGGUGAACAUAGGAAUCAAGAAGAAAGCUCUCAAGACAUUCCCAAUAGUGAGUUAUUCAACUGAGAUGAAAUUACCGUGUUUGGAUACAGAGUGUGUGAUAUGUAUCUAUGACUUUACAAAGGGUGAAAAGGUGCGCGUAUUACCUAAAUGCAACCAUGGUUUUCAUGUUCGUUGCAUUGACAAAUGGCUAAAGGAACACUCAUCGUGUCCAAAGUGCAGACAAUGUCUUCUUGAAACAUGUAGAAAGGUUGGUGAGUCGCAGGUGCAACCAAUUGUGCUGUCAGUGCCAGAAAUUAUUAUACAGAUUCAACCACUAGACCAUGAAACUGUUGAACGUAACUAUAGGGAAGAAAGCAGAUAAUUGUUCAUUGUAGUUUGAAAGUUUUAGUUGCUUCAGGUUGACCUCAGUUGUAAAUGUAAAGUAGUUAAAAUUU